AUGACUGCUGACUUUUUGUUCCGCGUGCGACAAUAUCACCCAGUCAAUGACCUCUCGUUCGUGCGCCUCGGUUACGUUUCCCCCACAGAGGCCAAAUUUGUUCUGCGCGAGCCCGACCAGGCCAAGAUGCCUGUUACGAUUGAGAUUCAUAUCAAGGACCCCCAGCCGCCUUUCGACAAUCCGCUUUGGCAGGUGGGCGGUGGUCUAAGAUAUACCGACAACACAACCGACUAUACUGCUACACUUACCGUUCCGCUGAAACAUUCGCAACAAAGAGUCUAUGAGUGGAGAACCUCGAACAAUCACAGCGGAGAAUUCGUUGCUCCUCCCAGAGCUGGCCAAAUGUCUAGCUUUGCCGACAACAAGUUUACUUUCCUAUCGACUUCGUGCAUCCUCCCUCGAUUCCCCUAUAACCCUCUCGAGCACCCUCUGGCCAUUCCAGGUUUGCGAUCUCUUGCCAAGGUACUGCCAAAACUGCAUGCGCAGUUCAUGCUGUUCCUUGGCGACUUCAUCUACAUCGAUGUACCCAAGCGGCAGGGAAAACAGGAGGAAGACUACCGCCAAAAGUAUCGUCACGUCUACGCCUCCCCUGACUGGUCACCCGUCGCGCAGAACCUUAGCUGGAUACAUGUGCUCGACGACCAUGAGAUUGGCAAUGACUGGGAUUCCAACACCACCGGCGUAUAUCGAGCCGCCGUUGAGCCUUGGCACCAUUACCAGGAGCUCGCAAACCCUCCAGUUGCCCGAGUUGCUGGCGCGGGUAACCUGCGAAGAGUAGGAGCAACUUACUUUGAGUUUGUUCAGGGGCCUGCGAGCUUCUUCAUGCUCGACACUCGCUCUUAUCGAUCAACCAAUUCCUUGCCAUUUGACCACCCGGAAAAGACUAUGCUAGGUGCUCAACAGCUGGAGGACUUCCUCGACUGGCUUAAUCGCCCUGAACCCAAGGGUGUGAAGUGGAAGAUUGUUGCAUCUUCUAUCCCUCUUACCAAGAACUGGCCUGUUAACACCAGGGAUACAUGGGGCGGGUUCUUAGUCGAGAGACGAAAGGUCCUCGAAGCCAUGUGGGACGCUGGUGCUAGAGGCGUUGGUGUUGUGGUUGUAUCUGGUGACAGACAUGAAUUUGCCGCCACCAAGUUCCCUCCGCCGGCUGGUGAAAGGUGGCCCGAAACGGCUGCUGCAUAUGAAUUCUCCUGCAGCCCUCUCAACCAGUUCGCCUCGCCUCUUCCGACUUACAGGCAAUAUGAUGAUGAAGACAUUGCUCUUAAGUACGUUCACUCAGGCAAUUCCAAAUUCGGCGCACUCACUAUUGAGAACUUGGCCGAGGGAGAGCAGAGCAGCCUCAAGUACAGCUUGUAUGUUGAUGGGGAGGAGACCUGGAACACUAUGAUUCUGUCCCCCCCUGCAAUCGGCAGUGACAAGUCAGGUUCGUUCUGGAACAAGCUCAAGGGCAACUAG
This is a messenger RNA of Colletotrichum truncatum, 1455 nucleotides long. RefSeq names its product alkaline phosphatase family protein. The record is from RefSeq and is a predicted model, not a curated record. Lineage: Eukaryota; Fungi; Ascomycota; Sordariomycetes; Glomerellales; Glomerellaceae.